AUGGAGCUGCCAUUGAUUCAAGCUCACUUUGGCACAUUCCUACUGCUGGUGGUUUCAAAGUUGCUUCUGUGGGAGAAAACUGCAUCAAUUUCUGCAUGUGACACAGAAGAGGAAGGCUGCAUGGAAUACUUUGUAGAAGAAACAUUUACCAAUGCCAACCUGUUAGCUAAAAACAUCCUUAAACUUACUGAGCAAAUGCACCAAGAAUUUCUCCACAAUGAAUUCUCUUCCAGACAUUUUGCAGCCUUUAAUGCACAACUGGUUAAGCAGAAUCAGCUUAUUCUCAGAGCCAGAACUUACUGCCACUCUACUAUCACAAACCCCCCAAAUAUUGGACCUGAAUACAUAAAUAUCAGCACAAAAACAUAUUUAAAAAUGUUGAUCAAUUUUGUGGGUGCCUGGAUCAGCCCUCUAUACCAUCUAGUGACUGAACUGAGUGCUAUGCAAGAUGUCCCUGAAACUAUCCUCUCAAAAGCCAAAGUGAUUGAAGAGAAUAACAGAGACCUUCUGAGUGACCUUCAGUUGGUACUCACCAAGGUUUAUCCUACAGAAAAGAAACCAGAAGUAUUUCCCAGCUGGGGACAUGUUUCAUCCAUAACAUCAAAUGACAAAGAUGAUAAAUUUUUGGCCAUAUUUAACCUUUCCUACUGCCUACGUGUGGAUAUCUACUACACUGAAUUUCAUAUCAAAUCUUUGAAAUGUCGAAUAAUUGGGAAAGAUUGCUAA
This is a messenger RNA of Apodemus sylvaticus (European woodmouse), 726 nucleotides long. Its product is annotated as prolactin-8A9-like. Gene Ontology annotation, molecular function: hormone activity; prolactin receptor binding. Gene Ontology annotation, biological process: female pregnancy; positive regulation of cell population proliferation; response to nutrient levels. NCBI's taxonomy places the organism in Eukaryota, Metazoa, Chordata, Mammalia, Rodentia, Muridae. The record is from RefSeq and is a predicted model, not a curated record. The transcript has 6 exons. Bases 1 to 726 code for a protein of 241 amino acids. Gene Ontology annotation, cellular component: extracellular region.